GUGGUUGCAUAAUCGAAUCUGUUACUAUACAAAAAUUGAAAUUCUCUGAUCGCUUUUCAUUUCAUUUCACGGUGGAACUGCAUCGAAUCCUUUUAUGUCGCAUCCAGUACUUUUUGGAUUUCUAUAAAUACCUCAAAACAUAAGAGCUGAAGUUUGCGCUGCGAUCGAAACAUAAAUUUCGGUUUCUCUUUGUACGAUCCAGCGUCAUACUUUGGGCAGCUACACCUUGAUUCGAUAUGGGUUAUACCAGCAAUGGUUCUGAUGAAAAUAAUCAGCAAACUGAUAUUGGUGCAGUACUCCACAAUGGACGUGAAAUUCUUCUUCAGGGUUUUAACUGGGAGUCUCAUAAACAUGAUUGGUGGAGAAAUUUAGAAAGGAAAGUUCCUGACAUUGCAAAAUCUGGGUUUACAUCUGUAUGGUUACCACCAGCAACUCAUUCCUUCUCCCCCGAAGGUUACUUACCACAGAACCUCUAUUCCCUUAAUUCUUCAUAUGGUUCUGAGCACCUUCUCAAAUCUUUACUACAAAAAAUGAAGCAGAGCAAAGUUAGGGCAAUGGCUGACAUAGUUAUCAAUCAUCGUAUUGGUACUGUCCAAGGUCAUGGAGGAAAGUAUAACCGUUAUGAUGGUAUUCCAUUAGCGUGGAGUGAGCAUGCAGUUACAUCUUGCACAGGUGGUUUGGGCAAUAGAAGCACUGGGGACAACUUUCAUGGCGUUCCAAAUAUUGAUCAUAGCCAGCAUUUUGUACGGAAAGACAUUAUAGGAUGGCUGAAGUGGGUGCGUAACACAGUUGGUUUCCAAGAUUUCCGUUUUGAUUUUGCACGAGGUUACUCAGCUAAAUAUGUAAAAGAAUACAUUGAAGGAGCAAAGCCCAUGUUUUGUGUUGGGGAAUACUGGGAUUCUUGCAACUAUAAUGGUCAAGGCUUGGACUAUAACCAAGAUAGCCAUAGACAACGGAUUAUCAAUUGGAUUGAUGGAACUGGACAGCUUUCUGCUGCAUUUGACUUCACCACAAAGGGAAUUCUUCAGGAAGCUGUUAAGGGGCAAUUCUGGCGUCUGCGUGAUUCUCAAGGGAAGCCCCCAGGUGUAAUGGGAUGGUGGCCUUCAAGGGCUGUCACAUUCCUUGAUAACCAUGAUACAGGCUCAACACAGGCCCAUUGGCCGUUCCCCUCGAAUCAUAUCAUGGAGGGUUACACAUACAUACUCACACAUCCAGGGAUCCCAACAGUGUUUUAUGACCAUUUUUAUGAUUGGGGUGACCCCAUUCACGACCAAAUUGUUAAAUUGAUGAACGUUCGUCGGCAUCAAGGAAUCCACUCUCGAUCAUCUAUUAAGAUUCUGGAGGCCCAACCAAAUCUUUACUCAGCAAUAAUUGGGGAGAAAUUGUGCAUGAAGAUUGGCGAUGGUUCAUGGUGCCCUGCUGGCAAAGAAUGGACACUAGCCACUUCUGGUCACAGAUAUGCAGUAUGGCAAAAAUAAGUGUUCCUUACCCAGGUUUAUUAUUAUUAUUAAUUAUUUUUCCCUUUUCCCUAAAUAUGUUCUUUGUGGUGAUGUUACGCAUUCAGGAUGGGGCUGAAUGCUCCCAACCAGUAGUCAUGUUGUAUUAAUAAAGCUUCACUCCAAUUUCCUAUGGAACAUUCAUAUUGAUGAGUUUAUGGU
Molecule: messenger RNA, 1658 nt
Organism: Pistacia vera
Lineage: Eukaryota; Viridiplantae; Streptophyta; Magnoliopsida; Sapindales; Anacardiaceae
Product: probable alpha-amylase 2
Exons: 13
Coding region: 237-1478 (413 amino acids)
Biological process (GO): carbohydrate metabolic process
Molecular function (GO): calcium ion binding; alpha-amylase activity
Source: RefSeq, a predicted model, not a curated record